GAGAACCACCAGCAUGAAAACUCUUCCCAUCUGCUUCUUCCUUCCUUACACGUAGCGUUGCUAUCCGCAGUGGAAGCGAAGACCCUUUUGUCUGUUUCCACGCACUCGUCGCUGAGCUCAACACUUUUGCUCUUCACUCUCUCGCACCACCCAUUAGGGACGCGAACGGCGGCCAUCUCAGCGAAACCCGACGAUGAAGGCCGUCGUGAUCACAACCCCGGGGGACCCGGAAGUGCUCCGGUUGCAAGAAGUCGAGGACCCGAAGCUCGAGGACGACCACGUCCUGAUCAAGAUCGCGGCCACCGCGCUGAACAGGGCCGACACGCUUCAGAGGAAGGGCAUGUACCCGCCCCCGAAGGGCGCGAGCGAGUACCCGGGUCUCGAAUGCUCCGGAACGAUCGAAGCUGUUGGGAAGGGCGUGUCUCGCUGGAAAGUUGGGGAUCAGGUUUGUGCUCUGCUUGCUGGAGGAGGUUAUGCGGAGAAAAUAGCGGUUCCAGCAGGGCAAGUUCUUCCUGUUCCUGCAGGAAUUUCGCUCAAGGAUGCUGCGAGUUUCCCAGAAGUGGCUUGCACUGUUUGGUCCACUGUCUUCAUGAUGAGUCACCUCACUGCAGGGGAAACAUUCUUGAUACAUGGUGGCUCUAGUGGAAUCGGCACAUUUGCUAUUCAGAUGGCAAAAUAUUAUGGUGCUAGGGUAUUUGUAACAGCAGGGAGUGAAGAAAAGUUAGCUGCUUGCAAGGAUCUGGGUGCUGACGUUUGCAUCAACUACAAGACAGAGGACUUUGUUGCACGAGUGAAAGAAGAAACUGCAGGAAAAGGCGUCGAUGUGAUUCUGGACUGCGUUGGUGCGCCCUACUUUCAGAGAAACCUCGAUAGCUUGAAUUUUGACGGCAGGCUAUUCAUCAUUGGCUUUCAGAGUGGAGCAGUGACGCAAGUGGAUCUGAGAGGUCUUCUGGCCAGACGGCUCACUGUGCAAGCGGCGGGCUUGCGUAACAGAAGCACAGAGAAUAAAGCUGCGAUUGUAAGUGAGGUAGAGAAGGAAGUUUGGCCGGUGAUCGAGCAAGGCAAAGUGAAGCCCGUGGUUUACAAGUAUCUUCCUCUAGCCGAAGCGGCGGAGGGCCACCGGCUCAUGGAAAGCAGCAAGCAUGUCGGGAAGAUUGUACUUGUCACAUAAAGUUGGGGACUUGUAUUGUCUCUGUCUUGUUAAAUUGCGUGAGAGUGUCGCUAGUCAUGUGAAGGAGAACAAUGCACAGUUCCUGUUACAAUCAAAUUGGCAGAGAACUGAAAUAAACUAAAUAACUGCCUUGUUCUUUUACUAAGAGAUAUGAAAGCCCUUUGGAGGAAAAA
This is a messenger RNA of Rhodamnia argentea, 1344 nucleotides long. Its product is annotated as quinone oxidoreductase PIG3-like. Bases 194 to 1171 code for a protein of 325 amino acids. The transcript has 6 exons. The record is from RefSeq and is a predicted model, not a curated record. NCBI's taxonomy places the organism in Eukaryota, Viridiplantae, Streptophyta, Magnoliopsida, Myrtales, Myrtaceae. Gene Ontology annotation, molecular function: oxidoreductase activity.